This is a messenger RNA of Dentiscutata erythropus, 1911 nucleotides long. Lineage: Eukaryota; Fungi; Glomeromycota; Glomeromycetes; Diversisporales; Gigasporaceae. The record is from the annotation of a GenBank genome assembly.
AUGGAUCCGUAUAGACCAGUUCAUUAUGCACCAUAUCGGCCAUACGCGCCACAAAGCGGACCGACUUACGCACCUGCUUCUAGACCAGGCUAUUUACCUACUGUUCAGCCAACUAGGCCAAAUUACUUAGGUCAGAGACCAGGAUAUGGGCCUUUGCCUAUCGGCGGUGCUCAAGGUAUAGUCGCGUCUGGUUCAGAAGUUGAAAAGUUGACUACACUCUUCAUUGGAGGGAUAUCACCGGGAGUGACAGACGACUGGAUGGAAAGGAUUCUCAAGACCCAAGGAAAAGUAAUUACUAUUGAGGCACGAUUUGGCAAAGGCAAUUUCUUAAGAAAAUGGGCUAUUAGAGGAUGCACUGACUUGAACAGGAGGAUGCUAAAUUAUCUCUUUGCAGAUAGCUUACGCAAACUGCCUUAUAAAAAUCAAACCAGAAUAACUUUUAGCACAUGCGGUUCGUUAAAAUCAUGGAAACGUGUCAAAGAUCAGUCCGGAAACCCUAAGGGAUUUGGUUUCGCUGAAUAUCUAGAUGCGGAUAGCGUUCUUCGUGCGUUGCGAGUUUUGGGUGGUGAAGGGCCUGGUGAUGACAAGAAAGAUAAGGGCGUUGCGCUACCCGCCCUAGAAGAGGGUGCUGUGGGAAAAAAAUUAAUAGUCAAAGCAGACGAAAAUACCAGAAAGUAUCUUGAUCAAUAUGAAGCAUCAAGACCGAGAACUGUGCAUGAUACCGAACUCGAUAAAAAUGCUCUCAUAUCUGUCAUAACCGUCAUACAGAAUAUGACAAAGCCUCAAGAAUCUCGAAUGCCGCAUGAUAAUAGGUCUGGAAUUCGAAAGUCGCCAAAUUCCGAGCAUAUCGAUCAUAUGGAGAAAGAUGAUGACACUGAUUUACCUGCUGAUCUUCCUCCAGAACAAAAAGAUUUAAUAUAUCGAGAAAUUGCGAUGGAACAAGCUAAAGAACGAUCUCAUAGAAGAGAUAGUAGAGAAAGGCAGCAAUAUGGACAUUAUCAUCAACCUGUCAACUUUGUUCCCGCUAGAGAAUCUAGACGAGAGUCCUAUGCAUUGGAUGAUGAAGAUGAAGAGCAAAAACGUCAGGCAAAAAGGAAGACAGAAAUGGAAAUGGCUUUUAAAGAGAGGGAACGACGUUGGCAACAUAGGGAAGAAACCAUGGCAACAAAUCGUGAACGUGAAUUAGAACGUGAAAUAGACGCUAGAGAAAAGCAGAUACGUGAUCGUGAAUUGAUGGCAAGAAAGUUAGCAGAAUGGGAUGACGAUGUUGAGGCUGAAAGAGGGCAAGAAGAAUACUAUCGAGAUCGAAACCGAUGGUGGUUCCACAGGCAACAAUAUCGAGCACGUGAAAUGGCAAUGGAUGAACAAGAUAAACUUCGAGAACAACAAGAAAUUGAGUCAGAAUUACGCCAACAGGAAUGGGAACGAACUCUUGAAGAGGAGAAAAAACAACGUGCUGAAAUCACAGAGGCCGAGUCACACGAAGAAAAAGAAUUAACACCUUUUACGACCAAUGGAUCUUCGCAAAGUAGUACAAAUAUCAAGGCGAAACUUACUUUAAAUAUUUCUUCAAAACGGCGUGCAGCAUUAAUGACGAAGCGUAGAGUGUUAGUUCCCUUAGAGUAUAGUGAUGAUGAAGAUGAUGAAAAGAGAACUGAAGAUAGGAAAAGAAGAAUUAAAGAUUUAGUGGAAACUAUUCCAACGGACAAAGAAGGUUUAUGGAAAUGGAAUGUAAAAUGGGAAGAAUUAGAUGAAAAUAUUCUUAAUAAUAAAUUACAAUCGUUCGUUAGUAAGAAGAUAGUGGGAUAUCUUGGAGUUCAAGAAGAUGAAUUAGUUUCUUUCGUAAUGGAUCAUUUGCGCAAUCAUAAGUCUGCAGAGCAAUUAACCAAAGAAAUGGAAAUGGUAUUUUGA